Messenger RNA from Penicillium odoratum, 789 nucleotides. Its product is annotated as syntaxin family protein. The record is from RefSeq and is a predicted model, not a curated record. The coding region runs from base 1 to 789 and encodes 262 amino acids. The transcript has a single exon. Lineage: Eukaryota; Fungi; Ascomycota; Eurotiomycetes; Eurotiales; Aspergillaceae.
AUGACGAAUCCAUCCCAGCUCUUCCUUCUCGCCGACCACAUCAAACUCUCCCUUCUAGAGCGACAACGCGCGAUUUCAUUAGAUCUUGAACCAAACGCCCAAGAUGGCGAGAUCUCUCGUUCCCUCGAGUCCCUCCAAGAAGGCAUCCAUGCCGUUGAAGCCGAGCAGGCCCGGCUAGCAGACUCGCACGACAGCACCGGCGCCGCAGCGCUAAAGGACCAACUGGUUCCCCUCCAUGCGCAAUACCGUGACCUCGCUUCACAAUUUUAUGGCGAAUCGACGCAGGCGUCGAAUUCCGCAACCCCCGAUCUUAAACAACCCGUCCCCCAACACCCGCCGUCCAAAUCCGUGCGGUUCAUGGAUAACUCCGCCGCGGCAGCAGCGAUCCAGGAAGAAAUCGACAAUGAGGAGGAUCGAGAUCGACAGAAUCUCUUCCGGCCAUAUCGUGAUGCGCCCUCACCUCCAGGCAUCGACCAGUCGGGUAUGGACAAUGAACAGAUCUACUUGCAUCAUGACCGAAUCAUGCGAGAACAAGACGAUCAGCUUGAUCGAUUGGGGGAGUCGAUUGGACGACAGCACCAGUUGAGUAUCGAGAUUGGCGAUGAACUCGAUGGUCAUGUCGCACUGCUAGAUGGGAUGGAUGGCGAUGUUGAACGCCAUCAGGGUCGAUUGAAUACCGCGCGCCGGCGGCUGGACCGGUUCCGGCGCAAGGCGGGUGAGAAUUGGAGUAUGAUGACCAUCAUCGGAUUGAUAAUCGUCCUGGUUAUCUUGAUUGUCAUAUUGAAAUAG